This is a messenger RNA of Aspergillus pseudotamarii, 1065 nucleotides long. RefSeq lists its product as uncharacterized. The coding region runs from base 1 to 1065 and encodes 354 amino acids. Lineage: Eukaryota; Fungi; Ascomycota; Eurotiomycetes; Eurotiales; Aspergillaceae. The transcript is spliced from 4 exons. The record is from RefSeq and is a predicted model, not a curated record.
AUGGCCGCCCCUGAGAUCCCGUUGAGACAAAAGGCCGUCAUCUAUGACAAACCUGGUACCAUGUCCACCAAUGUCACCGAGAUCGAUGUUCCUGAGCCGGGCUCUGGCGAAGUGUUGAUCAAUCUCUAUGAUCUUAUAUUGACCCAUUCAAGUGUGUGCCACUCAGACUAUAGCAUCAUGACUACCAAGUGGAAAGUGCUCCCUUAUCCCACUCAACCGGGCCAGAUCAGCGGCCAUGAGGGCAUUGGAGAGGUGGUGAAAUUGCGGUAUAUCCAUCAACCGCCCUUGGUCAACGCGGUGCAGAUAGAACUGAGCGGCUUGAUAGAGCCCUGCGAAGCUGGCUGCGAAGCCCUCGGUUUUUCCCAGAAAGCCUCGGCCUACUACACCGCCAGCACGUUCCAACAGUACACCCGGGCUCCAGCCAACUACGUGACCCCGAUCCUUGAUGAGUUAGCGUCCGAUGAGGCAGCGCCCACGCUCUGUGCCGGUAUCACCGCCUAUUCAGCGCUGAAGCCCCGUAACGCUCGCCCGGGCCAGUGGGUCGCCAUCCCUGGGGCGGGCGGUGGCCUGGGCCACAUCGCUGUGCAGCUGGCCAGCAAGGGCAUGGGACAGCGGGCAAUUAGGGUGUCGGGCGCCGAGCACUUUGUCGACAUUACCAGGUGUCCCAUGGACGAUGACGGCGCGGCCAUCUCCUCCCACGUGAUGUCGCUGACCGGUGGACUGGGUGUCCACGCCGCCGUGGUGUGCACUUGCUCCAACGCCGCCUAUGCCCAGGCACUCCAGUUCCUGCGCUUUAAUGGUACCCUCGUGUGCGUAGGUGUCCCCGAGAAUGGGCCCAAGCCCAUUGCCAGUGCCCUCCCUGCCACCAAGAUGGGGAAUCACUGCACCAUCACCGGCUCCGCGGUUGGCAACCGGCGCGACGCGAUCGAAACGUUGGAUUUUGCCGCCCUCGGCAUCAUCAAGACACAUGUACGCACUGGGAGGAUGGCCACAUUGACGGGAGUUUUCGAGGCAAUGGAGAUGGGCACGUUGCAAGGGGAAGCCGUCCUAGAUUUGUCUGGUUGA